AUGUACACUGCCGCCAACCGCUUGCUCGUGGUCUCGGAGCUCUUGGAGCUCGUCUUGCUGGAGCUCGACGGCAGGAGCAUCCUCUGCCGCGCGCAGCGCGUCUGCCAAACCUGGCGCCGUCUCAUUGCUUCGUCGCCGCGGAUCCAGGCCGAGCUUCGCUUCAAGCCCUGGUCUUUCUCCGAAUUGUCGUGGCCACGGCGUGCUUCUCAAGCUGCUUCCGAGCAGGGCAUCGCGCCGGAGGUCGUCGGCCUCUCAUGCCCAGAUCUGAUCGAGCCGCCUUCCGGCCCAGGUCCCUUGCCGUACACGCCUAUCCUCUCGGCAAAGGCGUUAGUCGACAGGCACAAGGGUCUUGGCGCCGCCGAGGCAAGCUGGCGCCGAAUGCUGGUCCCAAGCACAACGCCCAUCAAGUCCAUCGGCCUAGUCACCGUCCGCCGUCGCGCCAACAAUACCGUUGUCACGCGCUCCGGUCGCGCAAUGUGUCCCGAUGGGCUGCGUCUCGGCCACGUCUGGGACGCGCUGCGAGACGGACUCCCCUUCCUGCAGACGGACCUCUGCCUCAUGCGCCUGGCAUGGUGGGCGUCGCACCGGGGUCCGCCGUUUGACGGCAGCACUUUCUACUACCCCGCCGCUGCCGACGUAGCACGACUGUUCGACGAGGGCGCGCAGGUUGUCCUUACCGUAGGCUUCACCGAGGUGCGAGAGAAUGAUGGCUUUUGCGGCAGGCUGGUCGGCGAGUACCAGGCCCUGCGUCAGUGUGAGGACUUUGCACCGCUUAGGUUUGACAUGCGGGAGGUUGUGGCUCGGUAG
This is a messenger RNA of Purpureocillium lilacinum, 807 nucleotides long. RefSeq lists its product as uncharacterized. The record is from RefSeq and is a predicted model, not a curated record. Gene Ontology annotation, molecular function: protein binding. NCBI's taxonomy places the organism in Eukaryota, Fungi, Ascomycota, Sordariomycetes, Hypocreales, Ophiocordycipitaceae.